This is a messenger RNA of Procambarus clarkii (red swamp crayfish), 664 nucleotides long. Lineage: Eukaryota; Metazoa; Arthropoda; Malacostraca; Decapoda; Cambaridae. The record is from RefSeq and is a predicted model, not a curated record.
AUGAGUCAACACCACCACAAUGGCCACAGGAAACAACACAACAAGAAAGUCAGGAUUAACAGGGCGAGGAAGAGGCAGAGUUUGGUGACGACUUCUGCUGUGUUGCGGCUGUUUAUUGUGAUGGCUGCUACGGUGUCUCUUGUCCAAACCCUGCCUCUCCCGGCCCCUGCUGACACCCUGCCUUUUCCGGCCCCUGCUGACACCCUGCCUCUCCCGACCCCUGCUGACACCCUGCCUCUCCCGGCACCUGCUGAUACCCUGGCUCUCCCGACCCCUGCUGAUACUCUGCCUCUCCAGGCUCCUGCUGAUACCCUGCCUCUCCAGGCUCCUGCUGACACCGUGCUUGUUAAUAUGGUGCCUGAUGGCACAGUACCUGCUGACAUGGUGACUGUUGACAUGGAGUUAGUUGACAUGAUUCCUACUAACACUCUGCCUGUUGGCACGGUGCUUUCUGAUAUCCUGCCGGUUGAAACGUUAUCUGCUGGCACUCUGCCUGCUGACAUGGUACCUGCUGAUCCAUCAUCUGGUGACUCAUCGCCUGCUGAUCCAUCAUCUGGUGACUCAUCGCCUGCUGAUCCAUCAUCUGCUGAUCCAUCACCUGCUGACCUGACAACUGCCUACCUGUUUACAUCUACUCUGUCCUCAACUUAUCCAACUCGUCAAG